This is a messenger RNA of Papilio polytes (common Mormon), 2005 nucleotides long. RefSeq names its product Bardet-Biedl syndrome 1 protein (gene BBS1). The record is from RefSeq and is a predicted model, not a curated record. Gene Ontology annotation, biological process: protein localization to cilium; non-motile cilium assembly. Gene Ontology annotation, molecular function: smoothened binding; patched binding. The transcript has 11 exons. The coding region runs from base 85 to 1914 and encodes 609 amino acids. NCBI's taxonomy places the organism in Eukaryota, Metazoa, Arthropoda, Insecta, Lepidoptera, Papilionidae. Gene Ontology annotation, cellular component: BBSome; centrosome; axoneme.
UGCUGUCAUAACAAAUUAAUUUAGGUUCGGCGUCAGAUAUUAUUAUUUUUUGGUUAUUAAUUCUUUGAACAAGCUCAAAUCACAAUGAGCCGAUGGUUAGAUGUGGAGGUUGGAACAGACGAAAUAAAUCUUAAUACUUUGCCUUCAAAUUUGGCUUUGGUUGAUCUUCAGAAUGAUAACGAGUAUAAGCUUCUAGUUGGAGAUUUCGGGCGAGGAGAGGAAAUGCCUAAACUUAAGAUAUUUAGAGGAGCAAUGCAGAUGUCCGAUUUAGUGCUCCCUGAUCUACCUCUAAGUGUAGUUGGCUUCUACACCAGUGAGGCAAUGCCUCGUCCAUGUCCUGUCAUAGCAAUAGCAAUGAGUUCAUGCAUUUACAUAUAUCGGAAUAUGAAACUGUUUUAUAAAUAUUAUCUACCUUCAGUGGAACAAAAUAGUUGCGAAUUAGAAAUAUGGAGACAGUUAAUAGAUCCAAUAAAUCAUAAUGAAGAGUCUAUUAAAGGUCUAACAGCAAGCCUGCAAGCGAUACCACAGAAAGUGUUAAGCAAACAGUCUCACAACUUUUUAGAUCUUGAUUUUGAACAAAGAAUAGAGUAUCUAGAGCAGUUAACAGAGUUGCCAGUUAGAAAAAAUGUUGAAAUAGUUUGUAUAACAACAAUGAAAAUUAAUUCAAUAGACAAACAUGGUGUUAGUUGUCUGAUUGUAGGAAGUGAGGAGGGAGAAAUUAUUAUUUUAGAUCCAAAUACUUUCACACCUAUGUCUGUGGCAAAAUUAUGUGCAGUGAAGAAUACACCAUACCAAAUUGUAGCGACAGGACUAUACAAUGUUGAUUACAGACUGACUGUGGGCACCAGAGAAAAAUCAGUAUGUCUCCUGAAGAGAGAGUGGAAGGAAGGUCAAUUGCUAUUUAGUACCGAUGAACAUAUAGUUGCUAUUGAAGUGUCGCCCAUAGACAAUAGUAUAUUUGUUAUAUGUUGCAAUAAUACACUAUCUUGUUAUAGCAAAAAGGGUAAAAAACAAUGGUCAAUAAUUCUAGAGCAUAGACCAGUAGCCCUAACUUUGGUACCUAUCAUGCAUUUAGGUACCACUCUGGUUGCAGUCGCUCUUGCGUCGGGACAUUUACAUCUGUACGAUGGAAAGUCACGCAGAGAUAUUAUGUUUAUAAAAGGAGUGGUAUCUGCAAUGAAAUUUGGACAACUCGGACAAGAGGAGAAUGUAUUUGUAAUUGUAACAGCUAAUGGUAAUCUAAUGUUGAAAAUACUAAAGAGAACAGCGGAUUUUAACGCAGAAGCAAGUGCGGAUGUAACCAUUGAUAAUAUCAGUUCAGAAAAACCUUGGCUGAUACCUAAAAGAUCUAAGUUAUUCCUAGAACAGUCCGCUAGAGAACGAGAAAAUGCUAUCGAAAUGCAUGAAACUUUUCAACACGAGUUAAAUAGGCUAAGACUUUUGGCAGCUAAGACUCUUCUAGAAGUACAUAUUAAGUCUGAUAAUUCUAUAGCGGUGGGGGCUCUAGAACCUAUACGGCUUACUGCUGAGGUGGAAGGUCUAGGCCCCGUGUUUCGUGUGACCCUCAUCUUGGAGAACAGGAGCAGGUCGCACGCAGCCGCCGGCCUCGCGCUGCUGCUGCUCGCCAACGAGAAUAAUUACAAGCUAUAUAGUCCUUACUUAAAGGUUCCCCUCCUCGGUCCGAAUACCCAACUACGUCUGCCAACAAAAGUGGAAGAGAUAUUCGAUGAAAAUAUAAACCCUGAGGUAUUCCUGCGGGGUGUCACUCACGAGGGCGGGCAGCGCGCCUUGCUCAAAGUCCUGCUAUUAAAAGAUGGGCAGCGUUCCCCCGCGCUCGCCGCCACCGUGCUCAUGCCAUCUACUGACCCCAUCAUGAUACCUUAUGACACACAAACUGACACCGCUUUCCAAUAAUAAAAAACUAAACUUUAAUUUAAAAAAAUGCACUUCAGAAAGUAGAAAGGUUUCUGUGAUGUAUGUAAUUGUGUACAUUAAAAAUUACAAA